Nyctereutes procyonoides (raccoon dog) is the source of this 3386-nucleotide messenger RNA. It is a transcript of the gene MTIF2, whose product is annotated as mitochondrial translational initiation factor 2. The record is from RefSeq and is a predicted model, not a curated record. NCBI's taxonomy places the organism in Eukaryota, Metazoa, Chordata, Mammalia, Carnivora, Canidae. Bases 300 to 2483 code for a protein of 727 amino acids. Gene Ontology annotation, molecular function: translation initiation factor activity; GTP binding; GTPase activity. Gene Ontology annotation, biological process: translational initiation. The transcript has 15 exons.
CGGACUGACGGGCAGCAUCCCGGCGCCGCAAGGUGAUCUCUCCGCCUUGCUCCUGAAUCCGGACGCUCAGCGCCGGAGGCGGCCGCCAGGUAAAUUCCAAGGCUGACAGAGCCCACCGACGCCGCCGAGUGUUGCCCGCAUCUCUGUUCAGAGUCCGUGAUAAGGAAAUCCUGUCUGCGAAAGACCCGGGGGUCAGACAGCUUGGCCUCCAGACCUGUCAUUAGCUGGUGGUGUGACAUCGGAGAAACCGGCUUCCUUUUCUGUAAAAUGAGGAGCUUGGAAUAAGUAGCAAGGGCAACAUGAACCUGAAGAUACUGAAAUUGGAGAACUUGCUACGAUGUCAUGCUGUCUUUAGGCAGCUGCACAGCCUGGGUCAAAGAAGAAUGUUAGCACAGUGGAGUCAUGUGUUUUCAUCUGCUUAUCCUGUGUGGACAGCUCAGCCCUGCGUCUGGCCUUGGCAAACAGACCUGGUCAUUGGGGCAGCUUUAUCUCAAUAUAGGCUUCUAGUAACAAAAAAGGAAGGAAGAUCACAGAAACCUCCGUUAUCUUCAACAAAAUCCAAAAAGGAGGUGGAGGUAUGGAUUGGAAUGACUGUUCAGGAACUGGCCAGAGCAAUGGAAAAAGACGUAGAUUGUGUAUUUGAAGCUUUAAUGAACACUGAUAUUGACAUAGAUUCACUAGAAGCACACUCACAUUUAGAUGAAGUGUGGAUCAAAGAAGUAAUAAAGAAGACGAGGAUGAAGUUAAAAUGGAGCAAAUUAAAACAGGACAAAGUCAGAGAAAAUAAAGAUGCUGUAAGAAGGCCUCAGGCAGAUCCAGCUUUAUUAAUCCCAAGGUCCCCAGUUGUUACUAUAAUGGGCCAUGUUGAUCAUGGGAAAACGACGUUACUUGACAAACUGCGAAAAACUCAAGUGGCAGCAAUGGAAGCUGGAGGCAUCACUCAGCACAUUGGUGCCUUUCUUGUCUCUCUGCCUUCUGGGGAAAGGAUAACCUUUCUUGAUACUCCAGGACAUGCUGCUUUCUCAGCAAUGAGAGCCAGAGGUGCUCAGGUCACUGACAUUGUUAUAUUGGUUGUAGCUGCAGAUGAUGGAGUGAUGAAACAAACUGUAGAAUCUAUUCAGCAUGCCAGAGAUGCUCAAGUUCCUAUAGUACUUGCCAUAAACAAAUGUGACAAAGCUGAGGCUGAUCCUGAAAAAGUGAAGAAAGAACUGCUAGCUUAUGAUGUGGUGUGUGAGGAUUAUGGAGGCGAUGUCCAAGCAGUGCACAUCUCUGCAGUCACGGGUGAUAAUCUGAUGGCUUUGGCAGAGGCAACGAUUGCGUUGGCAGAAAUGUUAGAAUUGAAAGCAGACCCCACUGGUCCAGUAGAAGGAACAGUAAUAGAAUCUUUCACAGACAAAGGAAGAGGUCCCGUUACUACAGCUAUAAUUCAAAGAGGAACUUUGAGGAAAGGCUCGAUUCUGGUUGCUGGAAAGAGUUGGGCAAAAGUACGCUUAAUGUUUGAUGAGAAUGGAAAACCAAUCCAAGAGGCCUAUCCCAGCAUGCCAGUGGGAAUUGUAGGCUGGAGAGACCUCCCUUCUGCAGGAGAUGAAAUUCUUGAAGUAGAAUCUGAGCCAAGGGCACGUGCAGUUGUUGACUGGAGGAAGUAUGAGCAAGAACAGGAGAAAAAUAAAGAGGAUCUGAAAAUAAUAGAAGAAAAGCGAAAGGAACACCAAGAAGCACAUCAGAAAGCCCGUGAGAAGUAUGGCACUUUGCACUGGAAGGAGAGAUCAUUUCUAAAGUAUCAAGAAAAAAAAGAACAAAAACUUUUAAAGCCAAAAGAGAAAGAAGAAAGGGAUUCACCUGUACUUCCUAUAAUUAUUAAAGGUGAUGUUGAUGGUUCCGUGGAGGCCAUUGUGAACAUUAUGAAUACCUAUGACGCUUCACAUGAGUGUGAACUCCAAUUAGUACACUUUGGUGUGGGUGAUGUCAGUGAAAAUGAUGUUAACCUUGCUGAAACAUUUCAUGGUGUUAUAUAUGGCUUCAAUGUGAAUGCGGGCAAUGUUAUCCAGCAGUCUGCUGCAAAAAAAGGAGUAAAAAUUAGGCUUCACAAAAUCAUUUACCGUCUGAUUGAAGAUGUGCAGGAGGAACUGAGCUUCAGAUUGCCCUGCACUGUGGAAGAGAAUCCAAUAGGUGAGGCUUCUAUACUAGCUACCUUCACUGUAACAGAAGGAAAGAAAAAAGUUCCUGUGGCCGGCUGCAGAGUCCAAAAGGGACAGUUAGAAAAACAAAAAAAAUUUAAGUUAAUCCGUAACAGAGAUGUUAUUUGGAAGGGUUCAUUAACCUCAUUGAAACACCAUAAAGAUGAUAUUUCAGUCAUCAAAAGUGGAAUGGACUGUGGUCUCAGUUUGAGUGAAGAAAAGAUAGAAUUUAAAGUGGGAGAUGAAAUUAUUUGUUAUGAAGAAAAAGAAGUUCCAGGCAAGACUUCUUGGGAUCCAGGAUUUUAAAAUUAUAUUAAAAAUGUAAACAAGUAAUGAGGUGCCCAACUGGCUCAGUUGGUAGAACAUGUGACUCUUGGGCUCAAAGUUCAAACCCCAUGCUGGGCAGAGAUUACUUCAAAAAAUAAACUAAAAAAUAUAAACAGAUGUCUUGCUUAAUCAUAGAGAACAACUAGUUUUGAAGGGAAGAAUUCAACACUGCUGGUCAGAUACCCUAGAGUUAAACCAAGUGUUAACAUGGUUAACUUGUCAAAAUGCUACAGAAAUAGGAAACCUUAUUUAAGGAUGAUACCUCCAAGGAAGAAGAAAUCUUGGAAAGAAUUUUAUAAGAGAAUUUAUUGGUAUGCCAUUGAAUGUAAUAAUUUUUAUAUUAAACUUCAACUGCAUGUUUUAGUUGAGUGUUACCAAGAUAAGCAAACCUCCCUGAAUUAGGUGAUGGGCAAAAAAAUAUGGUGCCAAAUACUGCCUGAAACUAUUUCUCGAUGUUAAUAGUACUAGUGAACAAAGUGUUUAAAAUUCCCAAGAUUUCACACUCAACAUUGAAGGUUCACUUGUACUGUGGACAACAUAUAUCCCAGCCAAACCCCAGGGACUCAGGAUGACUUCUUGAAUGGAGUACUGAACGCUUAGCCUUUACAUUUAUUAUAUAUGAAACAAAAGGUCAUAGUCCUUGUUUAGGGAAGACUUGUAACACCAAUUCAUACAAAUCAGUGUUUCUCAAAGUGGGGAUGGAACGGCAGCUCUCCCCUUCUCAUCACCCCAGGGAUCAUUUGUCAAGUCUGGAUAUACCUGGUAGGAAUAGGUCUAUGCUACUGGCAUCAGAGGAGUACAGGCCAUUAUGCACAGGACAGCCUUUCACAACAGAAUUAUCUAGUCCAAAAUUUCAAUAGUGCUGACAUAAAAAACUGAUAG